Molecule: messenger RNA, 3690 nt
Organism: Mesorhabditis spiculigera
Lineage: Eukaryota; Metazoa; Nematoda; Chromadorea; Rhabditida; Rhabditidae
Source: the annotation of a GenBank genome assembly
AUGCUGCAAGGCAAGAGCUCGCUGCUCUUCACCUAUGGCGUCACCGGCGGCGGCAAAACGUACACGAUGGCGGGCGGACCCAUGGCAGCCGGCAUCCUGCCAAGAACCGUCGACGUUCUCUUCAACAGCAUCAAGAAUAAGGCCGACAAAUACACCUUCCAACCGGACAACCGCAACGGCUUCUACGUCAGCACGCCCGAGGAAGCGGCGCAAGCUCGGCGAGCCAAUGAUCGAAACGACCCCGACUACAGCACGCAUAUCGUCACCGAGCGUCAGGUUGAACCCCGACAGGUAUCCGGGUUCUCGGACCACUACGUCGGCUCGGUGUUCAUUACGUUUGUCGAAGUCUACAACAAUUACAUCUACGAUCUCCUCGACGAUACCAGAGAGAAGCCGAUUUCGCGCGACACGCGCACGGACAUACGGAAUGCGGUUUAUGUAGAAGGGGCUACGGAAGUCGAGGUGGAGAGCGCCGACGAGGCAAUCGAAUGGCUAGCGCGAGGUGAGCAACGUCGCCGCGUCUCCGACACGUUGCUGAACAAAUCAUCGUCCCGCUCUCACUCCGUGUUCACCAUCCGUCUCGUGCAGGCGCCUUUCGAGUCUAACGAGUCCUACUACCCGACCCAAGAUGUUAAGAAGCAGUUUUUCGAGGGAGCUGGGAAAGUGCGAAUGAUUCUCUGCAUCAACCCCAAGCCUGCCGACUAUCAGGAAAACCUGAACGUACUCGAAUUUGGCGAGGAAAGUCGCGCCAUCAAAGUGCGGGCCGACGAAGACAGACUGUUUGACAGUGGCGCGGACCGCCCGCCGGUGCCGAAGCGCUUCUUCGUGCGCUGGAACCAAGAGGCUGAUCGGAUCGACACGUCUUCCCAAGGCUCCUCCAUCGCGGACAUGGCUCAACAGCCGCCUGAGCCCGAGGGCGAUGACGAUGCGCAAUACAUCAAGCGAAUGCGCGUCUGGCGUGAAGUGGUCUCGCUGCGCACCAGAUUGCGCCACUACGAAGAAGAAGACGCAAUGGCCGUCGACCGAGAGGCCCAGCGCCGCCAAGAGGACAAGCUGCAGCGCCAACAGUACAAGGAUACGCAACGGGCUCUGAAAAAGGUGAGCUCCGUUUUCUGGGCCCUACAUUUUUACAGUCGCCCAGCUGAAGACCCAGUUCUUGGAAGGAGCUGGAGGGUCGAAAUCCCAGCCGGGACCGUCCACCAGCGGCGGAAACCGGCGUCCGGCCGCCAGGAAAACGACUUCGUCGUUGGGAAUGGUGUGAGCGCGUUUGAUCCGCGCUUCAAGCGAAGGUCGAAAUCUGUGCCCCGGGUCCUCAUGCAUCAAUCCAACAUCCGGACUCCUACUUCGAACAUUCUGCGCCCAAAGCUACCUCCAAAUGCGAUGUCCACUGCCGCGCCGGGCAGCCGUGACCUCAGGAAGAGCUCGGAGUACAUGCUGACCCAUGAGGGCCUCGACAAAAAAGGAAACAUGGCCACGAGUAUUGUCAAGGGUCGCGUGAUCCCCACGGCCGGUGGCGGCACAGCCGUCUGCUUCGACGACGUCGAGAAGGCGACCAGCGAAAAGGACUUGAUCAACCGCACGACGCUCUUUAUUUCUUCAACGGGUGUGAAUUUCUCUGUGAUGAAGUACGGGCUGUCUGACGAGGACGGGCUCGUCGACCUCAAAAGUUCUUUUUCGACGCCACCAACUCAAAUGGACCGCCCAUCCCGACAUUUUACUCCCGGCCGCACCAGUUCGAAAGUCAUCCGCCGAGUUCGAGAUCUGAUCUCCGAAUUACUGCAACGUGCUAAGGUAGCUGGCAAAAAACAGGCUGAGAAGAUGCAGCUGCAGCAGUCGGCCGUCAAGGCAAAAGCCGAUGCCGAUUGGCCUACCUACAAGCGGAAAUCUUUGGCUGAGGUUCUCCAAGAAAAGGCGAAAGUCCAUCCCAUUCGCAAUGAGCGUCAGGAAAAUAGACGAUCCACCAGCACGACAUUCGCCACGGCUUCCCCGGUCGCAAAGCACCCAGCUGUUCAUGGGACCUUUCCGUCUACUCCAGCUUUCAGGUCUUCGGUGCAAGACCCGUUUGGCCCCUUCACUUCGACACCUAUUCGUGCGAGCCUGCUGCCUGGACUGGAUUUCAACUUGACGCAAACGCUGAAUAAUUCACAAUCUUCGGCUUCGCAAACGAAUUCUUUGACGCAAGUCUCGGCGAACGUCCCGUUACAUCAAGAAAACCAAUUCACGAAUUUCGAGGCUCCUCGCCAUGAGCCCACUUUCCCCGUUAUCUUGACAUCUCCAGUUGAAAAAAAAGAGGUUCAUGAGACUAGCACCGCCGUCACGUGCUCUUCCGGUCCGGCCGUCAAAUUGCUGAUCGAAAGACCGGAAGCACCGAAGGUCAGCCCUCAAACGGGCGCCACGAAUGGCGGCGACAAGCCGAUCGUGCUGACUAGCUGCAACGUGAGGCUGCCCACCUCCUCGCCGGUCGGCACGACCAACGUCCAAAUAAAAAACGAGCACGGAAUCAUCUACUCCUGCAGCCGAAGCGUCACCCCGGGAAAGCUGAACAGCUCCGGGGCUUCCAAUGUCGUUAAUGCGUCGCCUGCGAGGUUGGACUUCUCAUUUGGCUCCAUCGACAAUCUGCUGGCCGACUCAAUCAAGAAACAGAACCAUGUGGCGCUGAAUGUCAAAAACGAGGAACAGUUAGAUAAAAGGGCUGACAACCAGGAGGACAAAGAGAACGCGACGACGCCGUGUCUAGACUCCACUACGCUAGGUUCGGAGCUCGAGAGGAGCGCCACGAACAGCCCAGUUACACCUGCGGAAAACCGGGACGGACGCCGCAGCCCGAUAAAGCCUUCUCUCCUCGACUACUAUGCGAAGGAGGUUCAGUAUAAGAACGAGUUGGAUGCCCGAAUGAAGACUAUCGAGACACAACUGGAUGCAACCUUACGCUCCCACAUCAAGCGCUCCGUCCAAGAAAAGAUCAACAUCACAAUCAAACGCCAGGUGACAGACGAGGAGAUUGUGAAUGUGGCGAAUUUCUUCGGAAAUCUUGCCGUCGGACAUUCGCUGGCGGGAGCCAAGGAGCAAAGCCUCAAACUGAGUUCGGCCGCUGAAGUAUUCUAUAUGCUCAACACUGCUUGCGACAAAUUCUUGAGACAGGCCGAACAGAAUGUCCAUCUCUGUGAAGUGGUCGCCCGAAUAUUGGUCUCGGUGGCCAUGAAGCAGCUCCCCUUUGCGAAGAUUGUCCUUGGGCGGCUCUUCUGCACUUGUCUUUUUCUGGGAAUGGACCGGGAAAAAUGCACCGGAAUGGCCGAGACAGUCGGCAAUAUGGAGGCGGACCCGCGAAAGUUGUUGAUGGACGCGCAGCGCGCAUUACUACGCGUAUUUUUCUACAUUCAUCGUAUCACACUCGAGCAGCGGGCGGAUGUGCAGCGGUUUCAAUUCAAGAACGUUUGGCGCACCCUGGCGUUCGUCAUCAACGAUCCGCCGGUGGACCUGGCCACGCCGUUGGUGUUGAACGAAUUACUGGAGAUCUGCGGUGAUCAGUUGAAGGCUACAUACGGUGAAGUGAUGAGCCGUACGCUGUCUUGCAUCCGUCACGAAUUGCUCGACUUGCUCGAAGAACAGCUGCUUGCUUCCCGGGUGCUCCAGAGGGCCGGACAAGCCACCUAUCUGACCAUCCUUCGCAAUCGAUUGGACGAACUUUUG